Messenger RNA from Diabrotica virgifera virgifera (western corn rootworm), 1941 nucleotides. RefSeq names its product glycosyltransferase-like protein gnt13. Bases 5 to 1873 code for a protein of 622 amino acids. The transcript has a single exon. The record is from RefSeq and is a predicted model, not a curated record. NCBI's taxonomy places the organism in Eukaryota, Metazoa, Arthropoda, Insecta, Coleoptera, Chrysomelidae.
CAAAAUGGCGGAUGGACGUAGAUCUGUUUCGAAGACGACACAGGAAGGAGAGGAACAGAAGCAAGAGAAAUCUGAGCUUGAAAAAUUCAUGGAAUUAAUACUAACAAAAAUGGAAGAAAAUAAUAAGAAAAUGAGAAAGAAAUUAGAUGAAAAUAGUCAAAAAGUAGAACAAAAAUUAGAAGAAAAUAAUCAAUCAUUAGAACAAAGACUGGGGGAAAAAUUAGAAAUAACAUUAGAGAAGAUGGAAGACAAAUUAGAAGAAAAUAGUCAAAAAACAGAAGAAAAUAAUCAAUCAUUAGAACAAAGACUGGGGGAAAAAUUAGAAAUAACAUUAGAGAAGAUGGAAGAGAAAUUAGAAGAAAAUAGUCAAAAAGUAGAACAAAAAUUAGAAGAGAAUAAUAGAAAAGCAGAAGAAAAUAGUCAGAGGUUGCAGAAAAAACUUGAACAGACCUCCAAGAGAUUAGAGGAUCAAAUUGAACAAAGAAUAAACAAGAGUAUUGGAGAAGUAAAAAUGUUAUAUGAAGAAAUGAUGAAUAAACAUGAAACAUUAGAAACAAAAUUAACUUCUGAAAAUCAAGAAAUAGUAGUUCAAAUACAACAGCAUAAAGAAAGAAUAAAUAUGGUAGAAGAAGAAAUAGAAAAGGAAGCAGAAUGGACGAAUAAGAGAUUUAUGAUGGUAGAUGAAAAUAUAAGUGAAAUAAAGAAAGAACAGAAAACAUCUAAAGAAAAGGAGGAUCAAUUGGAAAAUAAAUGGAAGAUUGAAGUAAAAGAAGUGAAACAAGAAAUAGAAAAAAUGGAGAAGAAAAUAAGAAAUACAACAAAAGGAACAAUAAUACACACAAUUGAAACCUCAGAUAACAGGAUAUAUUUCAAUGGGGAUUAUAAAUCACAACAUCCAGUACCAUUCAUAAAGAUUCUCAUGACCAAAUAUUUGCAGUAUAAUGAAUUUGAUGAAUUUAGGGAAGUUAUAAGAAACCAAUUAAGAGGAGAAGCAUUAAUUUGGUAUACUAAUGUGGAAAAUGAAUUAGAAAAUUUUGAGCAAUUUAAAACAAAAUUUUUAGAAUUUUUCUGGGGACUAUCUCGACAACAAGUAGUAAGAUCUGAAUUGUUCGGAGGAAAAUAUAACUCUAACUCGCGAACAAGUAUGCAUUUAUAUGCUAUGAGAUUAUUUAGUGCUGCCCAAUAUUUAGAUGGCAAAUUGACAGAGAAAGAAUUGAUUAGCCAUAUAAUAGGUCAUUUUGAAGAUCAAAUAGAAAAUAUUAGACUAAAUUUUAAUUUUACAGACUUUAACAUGCUUUGUAAUUUUUUAAUAGAAAAAGAAAGAGCUUUGCAAAACUACAGGCAAAGAAAUAAUAAUUACAAUAAUUCACAAAACUUUAAUGAUAGUAAUUUUAAUAAUAAUAACCAGAGAAGUCAAAAUAACAAUAGAUCAAAUAAUAAUAAUAAUAAUGAACGUGGGGGUUUUAAUAGUCAAUAUAAUAAUAGGGGAAAUUAUAACAACAAUAGAAAUUAUAGUUCUAAUAACAAUAGAGGGUACUAUAAUAAUAACAAUAAUAGAGGUUAUAAUAAUAAUAGAAAUAACAACUAUAAUAGAUUUAAUAAUAACAAUAACACAGAUAACAAUUCUUUUAAUAAUCAAAAUAACCAAAAUAACAAUUAUAAUAAUUCCAAUAACAAUGGUAAUAACAAAUUAAGACAAGAUUACGACAACUCGAAUUCUAAUCAACCUCCAAAUAGUCGUGGUAAUAAUGAUAGGAGGGCACGGUUUGAAGUCAAUAAUGUAGUGAUGGAUGGUAAUGAUUCAGAUCAACCAUCAAUGUCAUCCGGACAGAUGGAAACAUUUGAACCGGGUUUUGUAGAUCGCACCUGCUAGGCAAUAUUGCAACCAAACUGUAUGAACAUCAUAGGGAAUUUUUGGACAUGGGAGCUCAUGUAGUAUCU